AUGGAUCAUAGUAUGGACAAUCUCAAAUCGUUGAGUCCUUUUGAACUCAAAGAUGUGCUCAUCAAAACGGCUGAAGGAAGUGCAGCAGUUUCUCGACCAGCAAAUACAUCAAUGUUGAAUGCAGGCCGUGGCAAUCCUAAUUUUCUAGCCACGGUGCCACGAUAUGGUUUCUUCCAAUUAGGCUUGUUUGCUAUGCGUGAAUCCGAGCGUUCGUUCGCCUAUUUACCAGAGGGUGUAGGUGGUUUUCCAAAGCGUGAACAAAUCGAAGAACGCUUUGAAAUUUUUGCUCGUGACAAUAAAAAUGUCGAUGGUAUUUCGUUUCUUCGUGGUGCUGUCUCCUUCGUACGUGAUCAACUUGGUCUUGAUGCAUCUGAUUUUCUUUAUGAAAUGUGUGAAGGUAUACUCGGCAGCAACUAUCCUGUACCAGAUCGAAUGCUUUCACUUUCUGAAGAGAUCGUCGCUCACUAUAUACGACACGAAAUGAUUGGUGAACAUCCUUAUAUUGAUGAAUUCGAUUUAUUUGCGGUGGAAGGUGGUACAGCCGCCAUGACUUAUAUCUUCAAUUCAUUACGAGCGAAUUAUCUACUUGAACAUGGCGAUACAAUUGCACUUGGUGCGCCUAUCUUUACACCUUAUUUGGAAAUUCCACAUAUGAGUGACUAUCAAUUUAAAGUGGUAAAUAUCAAUGCUGAUAAGAAUCUAAAAUGGCAGUAUCCUAAAGAAGAACUUGACAAGCUGCGAGAUCCUAAGGUCAAAGCUUUCUUUCUUGUCAAUCCUGCCAAUCCAGCAUCGGUGAAACUUGACAAUGAAAGUCUCGCUUAUAUCUCAUCUAUCGUAGCCGAACGACCCGAUUUAAUCAUUCUUACCGAUGAUGUUUACGGUACAUUUGCUGAUCAGUUUGUUUCGAUUUUCGCUACUUGUCCCAAGAACACCAUUCUAGUUUACUCGUACUCUAAAUAUUUUGGUGCGACAGGAUGGCGUCUUGGUGUUAUUGGUAUACAUCGGGAUAACAUCCUCGAUGCUCAGAUUGCUAAAUUGGAUGAACAAAAACGAACGGCACUUCACGCACGCUACGCAUCAAUUGCACCUGAGCCUAGUUCACUCAAGUUUAUUGAUCGGCUAGUAGCGGACAGUCGUUCCGUUGCAUUAAACCAUACAGCAGGAUUGUCUACUCCACAACAGGUACAGAUGGUACUUUUCUCUCUUUUUGCACUCAUGGACACAGCUGAUUCGUACAAGACAGUGCUCAAACGACUCAUUCGACAUCGAAAACGUGCUCUCUAUCGUGCAAUAGGUAUCGGUUUCGGUGAUGCUGAGGACGAUAUUAAUUCUGUCGAUUACUAUGCUAUUCUUGAUCUUGAAUUACUUGGUGAACGUAUUCAUGGACGUAAAUUUGCAGAUUGGUUGAUUACUCACGCAGAUAUGACUGCACUUUUGAUGCGACUUGCACAUGAAGCACAUGUUGUGCUAUUACCUGGUCGUGGUUUUGGUAUUCAACAUCCGUCUGGUCGAGUAUCACUUGCAAAUUUGAACGAAGCUGAUUAUAAACGCAUUGGUAAAGCUAAUAACAAUACCAAUCAUCAAACUAUGUUUCGAUUACUUCUUGUGUAUUUUCUCAUCAUAGGAUGUCAAUAUAUUGGCAGUAGUUUUGCUAGGGAAAGUGUUGGAUGCAGUGCUGAAGAUAAUCAAUUAAGAGCUACAGUUUCAUCAUUCAAAAAGAUUAUCGAUGUCGGUUCUUCUUACAUGCAUAAUCGUGGUAAUUCUCGUUCGAUUCGUGUGGAUGGUGCUUAUUCUACUAUCUAUCUCGCUGGUGUAACUUCUACCAGGAGUCUUUCUACCAAUGCUUCUCUACUCGGCGAUUUUGACGGACAAGUACGAAAUGUCUUUGCUCGUAUCAAUCAAACAUUAGUGGAACAAUAUUGUAGUGAAUUACAUGAUCUAGUAUCAACGACUGCGUUUAUUACUAAUGGAAAUUUUAGCAAACGAUAUGCAGAACUCAGAAAGGAAAUAUUCAAUGGACGUGAUUUUCCAGCAAGCGCACUAAUUACGAUCACAUCUUUGGCUAAUGAAGAAAUGCUAGUCGAAGUACAAGCAAUAGCAAUAAUACCAACGAGAAAUAAAGAACAGAUUAUUCGUUAAACGGUAACGUCUCUGCUUGCAAGUGGAUAUUCAUUCAUUAAAUGUCCAGAAGAUGCCAUUAAAUAUCUUUUUUCUAAAACUCCUUAUUAUCUAAGACGCAAAUUUAAUCGUAAAAAGAUUCGUCAUGAAGUAACUUCGGAAGAACUUGAUUUUGCUGCUGAAUUUGGACGAUUUUCUCAACGACCUAGCGAUCUUUUUCUUAAACUAUUUUUCAAUGUAAUCUGUACACUUGAAUAUGAUUCAUUAGCUGGUCGCGUAUCACCAGCAUUAAUUGGUUCGACAGGAGUAAUUCCUCUAACAAUCAUUUCUACUAUACCCGAUAUUAUGCAACACUAUUAUGAUGUAAUUGUUCAUGCUCAAAAAGAAGUUUUAUUUGCUACGAUGUAUUGGCAAAAAAGUGAAAGUGCAAAUACGAUUGGUAAAGCAUUUCGAGAUUUAAGUCAACGUGCUGGUGAUGAAAAUCGUCAUGUUAUUAUUAAACUUAUUAUGGAUCAUCCAAAAUUAACAAAUGCACUUCCUUUUCAUUCCAUUAUUCCAUCAAGUAAAUGGACUGAUUUUAAUCUUCCAAGUCCAGAAGAAAUUCCAAAUAUUUCAUUAGAAAUUCAAAAUUUUCAUCGUGCUAUUAUGGGUACAUUUCAUGUAAAAUUCUUAGUUGUCGAUCGAAAACUUGUACUUUUAAAUAGUAAUAAUAUUCAAGAUCGACCCAAUCUUGAAAUGAUGUCACAAUAUGAAGGUGAAAUUGUUAAUUCGUUUUAUGAUACAUUUCUUAUUUCCUGGUCACUUCCUUUUCAACCGAAUCUUGUCUGUUUAAAUGAUAAUCCGAAUAUUACAAUCGUAGAAGAACCGAUAUAUGAAACCACAUCUAUAGAUGAAUCACUACUUCAACAACAUCUCGAAGAAGAAUCAGAUCAUACCGGCGAUGCUGUAGUCGAUAAUAAGGUAAAUCCACGAUCACAAUUUGAUCUUACAGAACAUUUAAAUAACACUGCGAAAUCUGCUCAUUCCGCUAAAGCUGAUAAAAGUAUCUCUGCUAAAGAAAUGGAAAUAUUAUCGUUGGAAUACAAUCCAAUUCUCUCUCAUUGUCCACAAGAGCCAUUCCCCAUAGCUUUAGUGAGUCGUUUACCGCAGGGUAUACCUAGUAUCAGAAAUACAAACAAUCCACAAGAUGCAGCAUGGAUGAGUGCAUUUCAAUAUGCUCAAAAAUCGAUUUUUAUUCAAUCUCCAACAUUAAAUGCUCCACCAGCUAUUAAUGGCAUUGUUGCUGCAUGCCGGCGUGGAAUUAAAGUUACAUUAUGGCUUAAUCUGGGUUUUAACGAUUCAAAAGAAGGUCGUGGAACAUUUCAAGGAGGAACCAAUGAAUGUGUCGUGAAAAAAUUGUACAAAAGAUUACGAAAAACGAACGAUGGAAUAGAGAAAAAUCUUGAAACAUUCUGGUACACUGCAAAAGAUCAGAUACGUCCUCUUCAUUUUUUACAAAGAAAACGUAAUUGUCAUAUUAAAUUUAUGUCAAUCGAUGGUCAAGUUGCCAUUAUGGGUAAUGCUAAUAUGGAUAGUUUAUCAUGGUUUCAUUCACAAGAAGCUAAUACAAUGAUUGAUUCACCCGUGAUCGUCAAAGAAUGGAUGGAUGCUCUGUAUAGAAAUCAAUCGACCAAUGCUUACGGUAGAUUGGAUAUCGAUGGAAUAUGGCGCGAUGCUCAUGGAAAACUGAAUCCUAAAAAUGGAAAAUAA
Messenger RNA from Adineta steineri, 3867 nucleotides. NCBI's taxonomy places the organism in Eukaryota, Metazoa, Rotifera, Eurotatoria, Adinetida, Adinetidae. The record is from the annotation of a GenBank genome assembly.